CAGGAGCCGCGGCGGCGGCGGCGGCGGGGGCCGCGCAACUCGGGCCAAGUGCGGGGCAGCGGGCGAGGGCGCGCGGCGCUGAGCCCGGCCGCCCCAGCUCGCCAGCCGCGCACGGCCGAGCCCGGGAGAGCGCGGAGGCUCAGCGGAGGGAACGCCGCCAACCCCGGCGCCUGCGUCUGGGGAGGAGCCGCGCGCUGGGAGCGAGCCAUGCCCGGCGCCCGGGCGUAGCCGCCGGGGCUGCUCCCGGGAGCCGCGGGCCGGGCCGGGCGCGCGAGAGGAGCAGCCCCGCGCCGCGCCCACCGCGCGCCGAGGACCAUGCCGCCCCCGGGCCGGGCGCCGCCGCUCGGGCUCCUGCUGGCGCUGACUGCGCUCCGGUGCCCAGUGGCCGCGGGCCGAGGCGCUGCGGACGGCCUGCAGAGGUUCUCCUCGCUGCCUGCCUUCCUGCCCGCCAGCCUGCGCGUCUCCGGCGCAGAGGCGGCCUUCUUCCUGAAGGAGGCCAAGCAGGACCUCACACGCAACUCCAGCCUGCGGGCCCGCGCCGGGGCCUUCUUCGUCCACCGGGCCCGGAGCCCGCCUGCGGUCAACGCCAGCUACGGCCCCUUCUGGGUGGAGAAGCCGGUGCCCCCGGAGCUCCUGCUGGUGCCCACGCCCUUUGGGGACCUGGAGAAGUUCCCCUUCAACUGGCGGCUGAAGGCCCACAUCCUGGACAGCUCCAUCUUCUCCAACAGACCCAAGGUGCAGACCCUGUUCUACGUCACCGGCAUGGGCUGGGACGCCGGCGACCCCGGGGACGACCUGCCCUGCGUCAAGAUGUUCGCCUUCCCCGAGGCCAGGGAGGUGGCCGCCAGCUGCCGGCUGCAGGGGGCGCCCGGGCUGUGCGUGGCCGAGCUGGAGCUGCUGCCCGAGUGGUUCAGCUCCGGCCUGGACCUGGAGCCCGAGGAGGAGGUCCCGGCCCUGCUGGGCGGCACGGCCAUGGAGCUGUUCUUCAGCCUCUUCCCGGCCGACCCGGCGGGCCAGUGUCCCCUGGAGGAGGAAGGCAAGUGGGAGAACAACAUCCACGCCGGCCAGGACGGCGCCCCGCGCGCGCCCCCCGCCCGGGAGCGGAUCGGCAGCGUGGUGGUCUACCCGACCCAGGACGACCUGCGGUGGUCCCUGCUGAGCCUGGAUGAGAACGUCGCCCUCUCCGUCCCGCUGAACCUCAUCCGCGAAGGGGACACGGCCACCUUUCUGGUCUCUCUGACCAGCGGCUCGGUGGCGGACCAGUUCACUCUCCGAAUCAAGGCGGCCGCAGGUGUGAGGAUCACGGCCGUGAGAAUCAGCAACGAAGACCAGUGGGCGGUCCAGGAGGAGGUAGACCACAGCAGCACCGAGACAACGGCCACCCUGGCCUGCGUGGGCCACCCGGACACCCAGGGCAGAGCCAACGGCUCCGUCUAUGAGAUCCUGCAAGUGGACUUUGGCAUUGACAACAGCAGUGGCCUGGCGGGGGCCCAGCAGAUCACCUGGCAGGUGGAGUACCCAGUGGAGGACACCACGAGCCAGCUGGUGGUCUCCGAGAUCUUCGUCAGCCAGACCUCCUUUGUGGGCAUCGUCCCCCUUGCGAUGGACACGGAGGUUUUAAACACCGCCAUUCUCACCGGAAAGCCCGUCUCGGUCCCCGUCAAAGUCGUGGGGGUUGAAGAGGACGGCUCCGUGGUGGACGUGUCGGAGGCUGUGGAGUGCAGGUCGGCCGACGAAGACAUCGUGAAGGUUUCCAACAACUGUGACUCCAUUUUUGUGAAUGGGAAGGAAAUGAAGAGUAAAGUGGACACGAUCGUGAAUUUCACCCACCAGCACUUCACCUCCCAGGUGGAGGUCACUGUCUGGGCGCCCCGACUCCCCCUGCAGAUUGAGAUCUCAGACACAGAGCUGAGCCAGGUCAAGGGCUGGAGGAUCCCUGUGGCCUCCAACAGAAGGCCCACCCGGGAGAGUGAAGAUGAGGAGGACGAGGAGAAGAAGGGGCGAGGCUGCUCCCUGCAGUACCAGCAUGCCCUGGUGCGCGUCCUUACCCAGUUUGUGACCGAGUCGUCUGACUUGGGUCAGCUGACCUAUAUGCUGGGUCCCGACUGGCAGUUUGACAUCACUGACCUUGUAUCAGAGUUCGUGAAGGUGGAGGAGCCCAGAAUCGCCCAGUUACAGGAUGGCAGGACCCUGGUUGGUCGGGAGCCGGGAAUCACCACUGUUCAGGUCCUCUCACCUCUGUCUGACUCCAUCCUGGCGGAGAAGACCGUGACCGUCCUGGAUGACCGCGUCACCAUCGUGGAGCUGGGCGUACAGCUGGUGGCUGGCCUGUCCCUCUCCCUGCAGCCCCACAGGGUGGACCGGAGGGCCAUCGUCUCCACAGCAGCUGCCCAGGACGUCCUGCAGGCCCCACAGCAGGAAGCCAUCGUCAGUUCUUGGAUUUUGUUCAGUGAUGGCUCUGUGACACCUUUAGACAUUUAUGAUCCCAAGGAUUAUUCCAUAACUGUCUCGUCACUGGAUGAAAUGGUGGUGUCCGUCCAGCCAAACCUGCAGGCCCAGUGGCCAGUCGUGGUCGCAGAGGGCGAAGGACAAGGGCCCCUGAUCAAGUUGGAGAUGAUGAUCAGCGAGCCUUGUCAGAAGACCAAGAGGAAGAGCGUCCUCGCUGUGGGCAAAGGCAGCGUCAAGGUCAGGUUUGCACCUGGCGCCGAGGAGCACGGAGGAGGCAGCAAUGACAUCGAGGGCGUGAGCCGGGAGUACAGAGAUCACCUCGGCAACUCCAUCGAGCGGGAAGGGAGCCAGGAGCGGGCGGUUCAGGAGUGGCUCCAGCAUGGUGGCCCCGCUGGCCCAGAGGACAGGACCAGCAGGAGCACAGCCCUGCCGCUGCCUGGGGAGGUCAGGAACAAGAAGCUGCUCAAGAGUGGCGGUGCAGACGCCGUCACCAGCUUCCCCACCCAGGGCAGGUUUCCAGAAUCCAACAGCCCCAGUGACCUUACAGUGACCUCCAGAGGCUUGACGGACCUGGAGAUCGGCAUGUAUGCCCUGCUCUGCGUCUUCUGCCUGGCCAUCCUGGUCUUCCUGAUCAACUGUGUGGCAUUCGCUUGGAAGUACAGACACAAAAGGCUUGCUGUGAGUGAGCAGGGCAACGUCCCCCAUUCCCACGACUGGGUCUGGCUUGGGAACGAGGUGGAGCUUCUGGAGAACCCCGUGGACAUCACCCUGCCCUCGGAGGAGUGCACGACCAUGAUCGACAGGGGGCUGCAGUUCGAGGAGAGGAACUUCCUGCUGAACGGAGGUUCCCAGAAGCCCUUCCACAGUCAGCUGCUCAGACCUUCUGACUACGUCUAUGAGAAGGAGAUGAAAAAUGAACCUGUAAACUCUUCCGGCCCAAAGAGGAAGAGGGUCAAGUUUACUUCCUACACCACCAUCCUCCCCGAGGACGGGGGCCCAUACACCAACUCCAUCCUGUUUGACAGCGAUGACAGCAUCAAGUGGGUCUGCCAGGACAUGGGGCUGGGGGACUCACAGGACUUCAGAGACUAUAUGGAAAGACUGCAGGACCAGAUGUGAACUUCUUUCUUAUGUUGUAUUCACCUUUAUGCCUUCUGUUUUCUGAUGGGUGGAGCAGAGUCUGAUCAGCAGUGGGGUGACUUAAUGAAGUCGCGUCCGUGGAGGUCUGGAGGGAGCCUUUGCAAGCGUGUUUCAGAGGCCUGGAGAGCUAUGGCAGCUGGGUUUUAAGCCGGGAAAUGCCUCUAAAACAGCUCCUUGUAGGGACUGGAGAAAUUCUAAGACAAGUUUUGCCUGCAUCCUGUUACCAGCUCAGUGCAGGUAGAGUAAACCCGACCCCACAGACAUUGUUGGUCAUCUCAUGUAGAAUGGCUGUGUGUAGUGAGGAGAGAUUUGGAUGGUGAUUUUUCUGUUCUUAGACCUAUUAAAGCACAGUGGGCCGGUAUAGCCCUCGGCCUGGGUUUGGACACGCGUGAGAGGUGACUGAAUGUAGCUAUCCUUAUUUGUUAGGGCGCUGCUCAGUAUUUUUAUAUACAUUUCCACCUGCACUUGUUCCUUUGACCUCUGGAAUUUUUUUUGAAACAUGAAGAGAAGAAAUUUCAGUCUUUUCUUUGAGCUUUGUGUGAUUUACAAAUGAGUUUUAUUCCCUGGGAUUUGCCACAUCACGUCAUUUCCUGGGUCUCCACGCAGGAUAUCAGGUUUUUCAAGUUUUGCGCACUUCUUUCUUUAGUGACAGCAUCUAAGAAGCUUACUCUCGCUUUGUUUUUCCUACCGUUUGCUGUUGAACUUUCUUGUAUAAGAUUGGGACAGGGGUUUUCCUUAAAAUGUUAAUAUCCAGUGAGGGAGGGUCAUCUCUUUACAGUUUUCUACGUGAAGCUUAAAACAACUUGGAGGAAAGUUGUGAAUCACACACAUUUAUUUUUGUCCUCUGCUGAAAAUCCUGGGGAGCUCCUGAGUGUACUGCUGAGGGCAGAAAGCCCCUGAGGGAGCUGCGACUAUACAGGUUCUUUGUGGUCAAACUGAAAUCACAGGUAGAAUUGAUCUACACAGAAGGGAAAUUGCCCAGGAAAUAGCUUCCAAUUAAACUUUCCAUUUUACCAGAAAAAAAAAGAAAAUUAAAUGAUGUUUCAAGUUAGCAAUACAUAUAAAUCAUCCAUAUGAUGACUAUCUUCACAGGUGUGUAUUUGUGGGAAAAGCAAUGGGUUCCCCCCAAAAUUUACAAAAAUAAAUGACUGUUCCAGAGCCCAAGAAGCAGCUAUUUAAUAUGAACAAACUCUAGCUAUUGAAAAAUCAAAGUGCUAAGAGAAAAAAAUGUGAUUCUUGUAUACUUUUUAAAUAAAAAAUAUUUAAAAACAUCAUGAAUCAUCUCAAAGCAAGAAUUUCAGAUUAGUGAAAUGUGACGACAUUAAGAUGCUAUAGUUGGAAAAGCAGACACUGGACUAAGCUGUCUCAUUUUGAGUUAACUGAGCCAUUUGCAUUUCUUAGAAAUGGAAUUUGAAAGGCCCAAAGUAGGAAGCACAUGCAGCAAGUCACCUGAGCAGGUCCCUGAUGCCCAAUGGCUGAUGACUGAGCUAUUCAAGAGAAUUGUUUUAUUUCCAUUGUUCUCUUAUUUUAGACUCCCAUGGAUGGGAACAUGACAGCCCAGCCUUUUCUAGCCAUGAAGCAGCAGCCAGAAAAUUCCUCCUGUAUCUCUUGCAUAACACAGACAGGGCCAAAAUUGCAGGUGGUGUAGUCUUGACCUCAGAGGCUGGUAUUGGUUGGUUCUGUAAGUGGUUAAAAUGGGGCUUAGGAGCUGAAGCCCGGGACUACAGAGACCUUCAGCUUAAGUGGAGAAUGAAGCAGAAUACCCAGGCCUUGACUGCAAAGGAGUUUGCAGGACUACUGGCACCUUUUAGGUUAGCCAAUGGCCUUUCGAAGGGCUUAGUGGAAGGUGGCACAGAACAGCUGUGAGGACAGAAGAGAGGUCAUGCCCAUGGACAUAAGCUGUGAGGACAGAAGAGAGGUCAUGCCUGAUGGACACAGCUAAGCUAUCCAGGAGUCUGGCUCCUUUUAGGAGUUUUCAGUUCCAUCCUCCUUCGGAGCUUCAACAUUGAAGAUAUAAUGGAGGUCCUUUCCGAAAGUGAGGAGUGUGAACUGAAGGGGAAGGUCACACGCAGCAGGCUGCCUCCACCAGCUCAGCGAGACUUUGGUGGGGGCAUGAUUUGGCAGGAAUUGCCAUUGUUGUGGGGAGCAUCACUAAGGAACAUACAAAUCAGAGCCCUCCUGUGGUGGGAAAGUGGCACGGGGAGUAUUGGGAUGUGCCAGGUCAUCCUUGGUGGAGCUGGAAGCAGGCCAUGGUCCUGAAGAUGCUUCUGGUGGACAACACAGACUCACCCAGUGUGAACCAGACUCCACAGUCACCUGUGCUCCUUUGAUUAGAGCUCAGUCAGUUCAAGAUGGAGGAAGCAAAUGGAAGGGCAUGAGGAAAGGGUCCCUCUUACUGCCUAACAUCCACUCACACACACAGGCACAUGCAUCCAUCCACUCACCUGUGUGUGAAUGCUGACGAGUCAAUGCAGACCAUUUAUUGGAAAUCCAGAGUGACUGUCCCUUGCUUUCAGAUGUGGCAUUCAUUAAAGUAUUUUGUACUCUUACUUACUGCAGAGUAUAAACCAUGGGUUAAAUCACCUUGUUUUCCAGGUAGGCAGUCACAGCUAUUAAGCACUAUUCCCUAAAUACCUAAGCCCAGACAGGGGACAGCAUAAACUCUUAGGCCUUGAACUCCCAUUUCCAGGCACCAUGCAUUCACCUGUAUUCUCUGGUUUUCAUGGUUGAGAUGUCCAAAUCCUGGGUCUUGAUAAAGAACCUGAGCUACACAAGGGUUGUCAAGUCCCUCUGUUCUCAUAGAGUGGCAUGCCCAGAUGCCUCCUGAGGGAGGAACCUGCAGGUUAUGGGCUCUGGUCACAGGCAGGGCGGUGGAGGCUGAGCUGAGGACUGCGUGGCUUGGAACAGCCGGAGGUGUGCAGCCAUUGUCUCAAGGUCCAGGUGUCUCUGUCAAGGCCAGAGUACAGGGACCAAGGAGCAGCUGCCACACCAAACGCCUGUGCUUAACCAGAGGUGUGCUGCAUUCGAGAGAAGAAGAAGAGGAAGCAGAGGAUCCAACCAACCUCAGAAUACCUGUGUACCAGGAGAAGGAGCAGUCACCUUCCUAGCUGUUGUGCACACUGGCAAGGGUGAUCCCAGCCUACAGUGAUCCUUUGCAUCUACGCAGAAGGUUUCGGUUUAUGCACAUGAAGGCAGCGGAAACGUGGACUGGUGUUUUUGUCCCAUUGCUGUAUCUGUAGAUAUGUACUUGCUGAUUUUUAAGUUUUAGAAGUCCACCUUUGUGCAUGUUGAUCAGCUUUCUUAGAAAGGGAUCUUUCCAAUAUUGGCAAGUUGAGACCGCAGUAAAAGCAUUGUCUGUCAACAAAGAACCACUCGGUCCACCGGCAGUGAUCACUGGGGGGGGGGGGUGUUUAUCUGAAUCCUUCAUCCAUUGGCACCCUGGGGCUUUCUCCUCUAAUCAUCUUAAAAACUGUCUUAAUUCUCCAUUCUGGUCUCUGUAAAUGACACCAAGGGUGGUUUAUAAACUUAGUAACCUUCUCAAUUAAAAGUACGUGUCUUCUGUAAUGCACAUCACCUGUAUGUAAAGGGACAGGGUGGAUGGUGAAACAAUUACGCUGAAAUAUGGGAAUCAGAUAUUUUUGUAUGUAAUAUAGACAUUACACUGAAACUCAGAGGUGUAUCGGAAUAAACACAUUUUAAAAUAAAAGCAUGCAAAACUGUAGCAUUUAAAUGUACAGACAUCCAACUCAAAAAUAUCUCAACUGAUGGUGGGAAAAACAUUAGGACCUGACAUGGUGAAGUGCACUGAAUUAGGAAUUCUGGCCUGGAAAGGGCGUGGCUGGUGUUGGCAGUGUUGAUGAACUUGCUGGAAUAUUUUGAUUUUACUCUUCAUUAUUUUUGGAUUUUUCCUUUUUUUCCUGGAAUUAUUUCAGAAAUAAAGUGACUUCACUCUUCCAGCAUAAUGAUAUAUUCUAACCACAGGGUAAUUCAUCGUUUUUAACAUGAAAAUAAACGUUUAAACAUUC
Molecule: messenger RNA, 7613 nt
Organism: Sciurus carolinensis (gray squirrel)
Lineage: Eukaryota; Metazoa; Chordata; Mammalia; Rodentia; Sciuridae
Gene: Tmem132b
Product: transmembrane protein 132B
Exons: 9
Coding region: 316-3567 (1083 amino acids)
Source: RefSeq, a predicted model, not a curated record